AUGAGCAGUCUCGCCACGUGCUCGGAUGUCAUCCGGUUGUGGGACACGGGCGGCGGAGGGGGGGGGGGGCUGGAGCUGAAAAAGACGACCAACGUCGCGGCGGCGGCGACGAAUUCCUGCUGCUGGAACCACAACGGGCAAGUCGUAGCCACGGCGGGAGACAAUGGCUCCAUCACCGUGCUCAAGCUCAGCGGCUCCAUAGUGCCAGCGGGAGUUCUCAGCGCGCACGAGAAAGCAAUUCGGGGAAUCACCUUCAGCUCCAAGUCGCGAAAGUUGGCAGCGGGAGGUGACGCGGGAGUCGUCGAGGUCUGGGACCUGAAGCGCAACAACAGCAGGGUCACCAUGCGGGGGCACCGCGGACCGGUGACGUGCGUCUCCUUCUUCGACCGCGACUCUUGCGUGGCGGCGGGGGACGAGCGGGGGAAGGUCAUCCUGCACCGAGUCGCGGACGCGCCUUCCGACGACGAGGCGUCGGCAACCUUGCCCCCGGCGGGAGGGUACUCGAGCGUUACCGGGCUGUCCAUGGCCUCCGCCGCCGCCGGCCCCGCAAUGUUGGGGGUUUCCUAUGCGGAUGGCACUGUUCGCCUGUGGGACACGGGGAGUAGGGCGUGCGUGCGGGAGAUGCAAACGCAGCACCGCGGAGCCGCCGCUGGCAUAGUGUUCCACCCGCAAAAUCCCAACCUAGUGGCGACGGCGGGCCACGACGGUGUUGUUCGUUGCACGGACGUGAGGGUCGGAGAGCGGAAGGAUGGUGGAGGCGGCGAUGGGGUGUUGAAGUCGAUUCAGACAGACGCCCCGCUGACGUGCGUGUCGUUCCAUCACGAGGGCCUUGCGCUAGCCGCGGGAGCCUCAGACGGCACCGUCCGGCUCGUCGACUUACGCACCGCUCGCGAGGCGAUAAAUUCGGCACGGCCAACGCGAGUGUCGAACGGCGGUGGAGGAGGCGUUGACGGGGGGGGGCGGGGUUAUUUCGGCGAGGGGUCUGGCGGCGGCGGCGGCGAGCGGCGGCGGCCAUUGACGACGACACCGGCGGUGGCGACGGAGGUUGCCGGUGUCGGGAACCCGGCGGGGAAGGCGGCGGCGGCGGUGGCGGAGGCGACGCCGUACUUCUCCGUGGGGUCACACGGCGGACCAAUCCAGCAGCAGCAGCAUCACCACCACCAGCCGGCCGCGGAAAACACGAGCAGUAGCAAAGGCAACGGCGACAGUGCCCCCGGCGCCGGCGCCAACGCCGUUGGAGCCGGAGCUCCAGCGGCUUUGGCAUCGUCUUCUCGGCAGCGGCAUCAAGACCCGUACGGGGUCCCAAACGAAGCGCCCGCGGGGGUGGGUGGGGGUGGGGCACCGCGGUAUGGUAACCAGAGCGUCGCCACCCCCCCGCAGGAGAAGAAGGAGGCACGUUGGGGGGGUGACGAUGAUCACCGCGGCAGCAGCAACGGUGCUCCGGCGCCGCGCGCGCAAGACUACGUUGAUUCUGCUGCGGCGGUAGCGGCGGCGGUUGUCCCAGCAGGGAGGCCUUGGCCCAACAGCAGCAGUCCCGAGCGCGUGGCGGCGGGUUUUGAUCGACGGAGGCGGGAAAAUGGCGGCAGUCUUGGUGUUGCCGGCGGUGGGAUGACUACGGGCGAGGGAGACGAGUGGGACGUCCAGCCUCCUACAACGGCCUACGGCAACAAGAGCGGCGGCGAGUAUGACAGGGCGACGGUCUUGUCGACCCCGGACUCGAGGGGGGCGCGGGUGGACGCGGGGGGCGGAGGCGGUAGCGGCCGCGGGACUCGCAUGAACGGUGACAGCAGAGCAGGGAGUGGUGUGUUUUCGUCUCCUUCGGGGGCCCCGAGAAAACCGGCGAUGCACUCCGGUGGUCCAUCUACAGCUGGGGGAGUGGGGCGGACAGGGGCGGCGGUGGUAGCAGGGGAUGGAGAGGCGAUCGUGCGGCGAGAGCCAAGGGGGGAGGAGGAAGGUGCUGCGCCGACGGCUGGUGGUGGGCAAGUGGUUUCGCUGGAUAGGUCGGUGCUGGAGCAGGUGUUGUCAAACCACGUGUCGGGGCUGCGAGAGGAACUGCGGCAAGAGCUACGCAAUCUUCACGUGGACAUGCUCCGUCAGUUUCACUCUCUCCAGGACGAACAAUCGACGGCUCUGUCCGGGUUCGAGGAACGCUUGGGGGGGCUCGUGGCGGAGAACCAGGCCUUACGGGCGGAAAACGAUAGACUCAGACGGGUGUAUUAA
This is a messenger RNA of Ectocarpus siliculosus, 2220 nucleotides long. Lineage: Eukaryota; Phaeophyceae; Ectocarpales; Ectocarpaceae. The record is from the annotation of a GenBank genome assembly.